AUGCCUGCUGCACGAACUUUGAAUGUUGUUGGCGCACAUACUGGCGGAGAGGUCUGCGAUGUUAUCGUCGGUGGUGUCCUGGAUGUUCCAGGCAAGACCAUGUACGAAAAGAUGAUGCAUAUCUGGACAAAGCAAGACAAUCUUCGUUUGGUACUAUUAAAUGAGCCCCGGGGUUGCACUGCUAUGUGCACCAAUCUUGUCCUGCCUCCCACGAACCCAGAGGCUGAUGCCGGCUUUAUCAUCAUGGAACACGAAGAAUACCCUCCAAUGUCCGGCGCCAACACCAUUGCCACUGCAACUGUACUUCUUGAAACAGGGAUGGUCCCAAUGCAAGAGCCUAUUUCCCGCAUUAAACUCGACACCCCCGCAGGCUUGGUGGGUGUGACUGCCGAAUGUGAAAAUGGAAAGGCUAAAUCUGUGGCGUUUGACAAUGUCCCUGCGUUUGUGUUCGCACUUGAUCUCGAGAUACCUGUUCUUGACCUGGGAACCGUCAAAGUUGAUAUUGCAUGGGGUGGCAUGAUUUUUGCAAUUGUGGACGCAACUUCCCUGAAUAUUUCACUUGAAGGCAGAAACGGAGCCAAACUGGUACAGCUUGGAGAACGUAUUAAAAAGGCCGUCAUGGAGAACACAAAUCCUGUUCACCCAGAAAACCCUAGUAUUCGCGGUGUCAGUAUUGUCGAGUUUACAGAGCCUUUCCUCGAAGGAAGAUCAGUGAAGACCGCAGUGAAUACUGUCGUUGUCUCCCCCGGACGUCUUGAUCGCAGUCCAUGUGGAACAGGUACCUGCGCUCGCUUGGCACUUCUCCAUGCCAGGGGCCUUCUCGAUGUGAACGAGCCGUUCCGCCAUCGUAGCAUCAUCGGGUCGGAAUUUGAGGCGCAUAUUCGAGGCACCACCAAAGUCGGUGAUUAUCCUGCCGUCCUGCCUACAGUCAAGGGGAGUGCAUGGAUCAGUGCGUACAAGCAGGUGGUGAUACACCCUACAGAUCCAUUCCCACAGGGAUUUAGAGUUGGGGAUGUAUGGCUGGAUUCGCCGCUUCCACAACCAACAGCCGAGGAUUAG
Talaromyces atroroseus is the source of this 1059-nucleotide messenger RNA. RefSeq lists its product as hypothetical. Gene Ontology annotation, molecular function: 4-hydroxyproline epimerase activity. The record is from RefSeq and is a predicted model, not a curated record. Lineage: Eukaryota; Fungi; Ascomycota; Eurotiomycetes; Eurotiales; Trichocomaceae. The coding region runs from base 1 to 1059 and encodes 352 amino acids. The transcript has a single exon.